This is a messenger RNA of Nothoprocta perdicaria, 1098 nucleotides long. Its product is annotated as antigen-presenting glycoprotein CD1d-like. Gene Ontology annotation, cellular component: external side of plasma membrane. Gene Ontology annotation, molecular function: exogenous lipid antigen binding; lipopeptide binding; endogenous lipid antigen binding. NCBI's taxonomy places the organism in Eukaryota, Metazoa, Chordata, Aves, Tinamiformes, Tinamidae. The transcript is spliced from 6 exons. Bases 1 to 1098 code for a protein of 365 amino acids. The record is from RefSeq and is a predicted model, not a curated record. Gene Ontology annotation, biological process: immune response; antigen processing and presentation, endogenous lipid antigen via MHC class Ib; positive regulation of T cell mediated cytotoxicity.
AUGCUGGCCCUGCUCCUCUUCCUCCUCCUCCUGCCCUCCGGUGGCGACCAGAAGCUGGAAGCAGCCUUCCCGCCCGUGUCCGGUCCGUCCGUGCUGCGCCUCCUGCAGACCACCACGUUCCACAAUGCCACCUCCGUGGCCACCGAGGCGCGGGGGCUGCUGGACGACAUCCCGCUGGGCUUCCUGGACAGCCGCACCUGGAGCAUCCACUUCCUGCAGCCCUGGGUGCAGCCAGCGCUGCCCCGCAGCGACUGGGACACCAUCAGCGACAUGGUCAAGAUCUACCUGAGCAAGUUCCACCACCUCAUCCAAGAAGGCGCCGUGUUGAAGCAGGUGCCCUACCCCUUCGUGGCCCAGUGCACCGGUGGCUGCCUGGUCUUCCCCAACGACACCGGCAGGGCCUUCGUCUACGUGGGCUACAACGGUGACGACUUCCUCACCUACGACAUGGACAAGGGGAGCUGGCUGCUGCUGCAGGACACCGAGCUGGCCAGGUACGUGCGGGACAGGCUGGAGAACUACACGGCCUUCACGGAGCUCAUCCAGGUGCUCUUCAACAACACCUGCGUGGACGACGUGCAGAUGAUCCUGCGUGCCGCCAAGGAGGCUCUGCAGAGGCAAGUGCCUCCGGUGGCCGUGGUCUUCGCCCAUGAGACGCCCGACCCGUCGCAGCUGCUUCUCGUGUGCCGCGUCACCGGCUUCUACCCGAGCGCCGUGCGCGUGUCCUGGCUGCGGGACGGUCACGAGGUGGCGCCGCAGCCCGGGCCGGGCUCCUCGCCGCUGCUGCCCAACGCCGACCUCACCUACCAGCUGCGGCGCGCGGUGGCCGCGGCGCCCGGCGCCGCGCACGGCUACGCCUGCCGCGUGCAGCACAGCAGCCUGGGCGGCCGCGACCUCCUGCUGCCCUGGGGGACCUCGGGCACUGCGCUCGUCGUGGGGCUCUCGGUGGCCGCGUCGGUGCUCGUGGCCGCCGCCGCCGCCGCCGCGUUCUGGGUGUGGAGACGCAGGCACUGCCGGGACACGGGCGAGUCGGAGCCGCGGGCCUCCAUCCUGAGCAGCGGGGAGGACACGGCCCCUGGUGCCGCUGCCCAGCAAUGA